Messenger RNA from Triticum urartu, 754 nucleotides. RefSeq names its product putative ripening-related protein 1. The record is from RefSeq and is a predicted model, not a curated record. NCBI's taxonomy places the organism in Eukaryota, Viridiplantae, Streptophyta, Magnoliopsida, Poales, Poaceae.
GGUGCAAUCUUUCUCUCACGAUCGACGAGCCAACACAACCCGAUUGAUGUCUCCAUCAAACGCUCGCAAGAUGACCAUGAGCUGCCUCGUCGUGCUGGCACUGCUGCUGGCGACCACCGUGGAGGCGCAGGAGUGCAGGCGAAGCGGCACGCUCCGGCCGGGCAAGGGCCACUCGUGCGAGGACUGCUGCGAGGCAGGGAAGGCGUACCCGACGUACCGGUGCUCGCCGCCGGUCGUCGCAGGCGCCACCAGGGCCAUCAUGACGCUCAACGACUUCGACGAGGGCGGCGACGGCGGGGACCCGUCGGCGUGCGAUGAAGUCUUCCACCGCAACUCGGAGCGCGUGGUGGCGCUGUCCACGGGGUGGUACGCCGGGGGCUCACGCUGCGGCGACCGCAUACGGAUCCGAGCCAACGGCAGGUCCGUGCUCGCCAAGGUCGUCGACGAGUGCGACUCCGUGAACGGGUGCGACCGCGAGCACGCCUUCCAGCCGCCCUGCCGCAACAACGUCGUCGACGCGUCCCAGGCGGUGUGGGACGCGCUCGGCAUCACCGGUGAGGAGGUCGGCGAGUACGGCAUCACCUGGUCAGAUGCAUGACUGAUGACUCUGCCGCCCGCCGCCGGCCGGUGGAGCCUUAUUGUAGUGUUCUCUUGCUUAUUUGUAGCUCAUGUGUGUGUGUGUGGUGCCUUUGAUGUAGUGUUCAAAUGUAAUGUAGUGUCCUCGAUGAAUAAGUAAACUGUUCUUUUUUCGUAA